Molecule: messenger RNA, 2237 nt
Organism: Bufo gargarizans (Asiatic toad)
Lineage: Eukaryota; Metazoa; Chordata; Amphibia; Anura; Bufonidae
Product: gastrula zinc finger protein XlCGF17.1-like
Exons: 3
Coding region: 53-1093 (346 amino acids)
Biological process (GO): regulation of transcription by RNA polymerase II
Cellular component (GO): nucleus
Molecular function (GO): RNA polymerase II cis-regulatory region sequence-specific DNA binding; DNA-binding transcription activator activity, RNA polymerase II-specific
Source: RefSeq, a predicted model, not a curated record
UCCUCUGUAUUCCCAGGACUGUCCAGAGGAGAAGGUCCCAGAGAACCCUCAGAUGACAAAUCCGGGAGAAGAUCUGAUUAUUAUAAAAGUGGAGGAUGAAGAAGAGUGGACGAUGGGUGAUCCCCCGUGUAAGAGUGAGGUGGAGGAGGACAUUCCAGGAGAUGUCACCACAGAAAAUACCAAUACAAAUUCUGAGGGAAUAUCACUAGAGCAUCAAGAUAUGCUGCGCCCUUCUGGAGGAAACCUACAUUCAGGAGUUCACAGUAAAGAUCUAUCUUAUAAUCCCCCUAAUCAUGAGGAACCAUCUCCUGAUCAAUCACAGAUUGUUACCACAUAUACAGGGGGUAAAAAGAUACACCGUGGUAAAGAGUUCACAAAAAGAGGAAUUCACACAGGAGAGAAGCCCUACUCCUGUUCACAAUGUGGGAAGUGCUUUUCGCAUAAAUCAAAUCUUUUUAGACAUGAAAGAAGUCACACAGGAGAGAAGCCGUUUUCAUGUUCAGGAUGUGGGAAAUGCUUUACAAGUAAAUCACAUCUUAUUACACACGAGAGAAGUCACACAGGAGAGAAACCGUAUUCAUGUUCAGAAUGUGGGAAAUGUUUUACACAAAAAUCUCAUCUUGUUACACAUGAGAGAAGUCACACUGGAGAGAAGCCAUAUUCAUGUUCAGAAUGUGGGAAAUGUUUUGCAGAUAAAUCACAUCUUGUAACACAUGAGAGAAUUCACACAGGAGAGAAGCUGUAUUCCUGUUCAGAUUGUGGUAAAGGUUUUACAGAUAAAUCAAGUCUUGUUAGACAUAAGAGAAUUCACACAGGAGAGAAGCCGUAUUCAUGUUUAGAAUGUGGGAGGUGCUUUUCAGAUAAAUCAAGUCUUGUUAAACAUGAAAGAAGUCACACAGGAGAGAAACCAUAUCCAUGUUUAGAAUGUGGGAAAUGUUUUACACAAAAAUCACAUCUUGUUAUACAUGAGAGAAGUCACACAGGAGAGAAGCCAUAUUCAUGUUCUCAAUGUGGGAAGCGCUUUUCAGAUAAAACAAAUCGUAUGCUACAUGAAAAACGUCACAUGGAAGAGAAAAAUGUUCCCGUAUUUUAACAUAUGAAGUUAUUCAUGGAUGUUACAUAGCUAAUUAAAAGGUUUCCUUUUUUUGGUGGAAUUAUCCUAGAUCUUCCAAAUGACCAAAUUACAUUUCUCUGAAGUCACCUGUGACUGAGAUCCAUGGAGGAAAAGUCAUCAUUGUCACUACUAGAUGUUUGCUUUUUCAUAAACUUUCUCCUAGCGCUGUGACCUUCAUUGCUCUUACAGACUAACCCUCCUGUGUGGAGACAGUGAUAUUGGUGGCAUGAUGACUAUAUCACUGAUUUAUCUGACCGGGUGAUCUGUGAUAAUUAACUCUAUAUGUACAAUCCUGCAGUUUAAUGGUAAGCCUAUCUAGAUACUGGAGCUGAGUGAUAUAUCUGUAGUGGGAAUCGUUGUGAUGUCACAUCUGUUAAUUAACCCCUGAAUAAUGCCAACAUGAAUUCAGUGCCCAAGUGAUGCUCAUAUAUGUUGUGGGAGUUAGCUUUACAAAUGGUAGGCUGUUUGCAGGAUUGGAUGCAACAUAAGGGUUUUAUUAGAGAAACAACAACAAAAAUUGUUCGAACAGGAUGGCGUGGCCUCAGCCCAUCAAAGUUCAGUCACAUAAAGCACUUAUCUUCAGCCCUCAUGUGUCAUAUAACAGUUCAUUUUUAAACAGGCAGAAAUACAGGAGUCACCUUUGUGCAGAGUCUUGCCUCUUUCCUUCUCUGGAACACUGUGGAGAGGAAUGCUCCCAAGUCCUCUCCAGACCAACACACACAGACAGUGUGUCUUUUAAAUUAGCUUCCAGCUGGGUGAUGUGGUAACACACGAAAUGGAGUAUGGGAGUGACCUUCCCACCCAAACUCUUCAGGCACUCCUAAAUCCCGGACCCAAAUUCCAGCUUCCACAAACUCAGCAAUCUAACAUCACUGGUUGCUACUUACCUCCGGGAUUUACAUCACUGAGAGCAGCAGCCUCAGUGACACAUACUUGCCAUCAAUAACCUCGCCCCUUGGAUGCUUACAAUGUGUUUAUUUUUUCCAGUUUUGUUGUUUGUAUUUUUAAUUGUUAACAAAGGGGGAAGGGAUACACUGGUAACAGAAGAGGUCCAUUUUGUAUGAACCAAAAAUAGAAUCCAGUACAACUUAACAAUAUUCUGAGUAAUAAACACAGUGUCUCU